AUGCGACAUAUUGGCAAUGAACUGAUGAAUUCCGGACGCAUUGAUCCGUCGAUCCUUGGUGGAGAUACCCCUGGCUCUGCUUUUGGUCCCACGCCGGCGAGAACGAGUGGCGCGUUGUCCCGGCGACUGCGAGCUUCGCGUGCUUGCGACCACUGCAAGAAGAGGAAGAUCCGAUGUACUGGCACCAAACCAUGCCCGCACUGCAUUCGAGACCACACGAGCUGCAUCUUUGCUGCUCCGCACAAACGGGGACGGAAACCCCGGGCGGAGAUAGCGACGACUCCCAUCUCCUUGAGCAAUGACCAGCAUACAGUCGAUGAAACGGUCGAGACCCACCCCUGUUCGGAAGUCAGGGAUCCCCAAACUGACCUACCCUCGUCGCCGGGACCCUUCGACCUGGCCGGGGCGAACGCUCGGGCAAGCGCAGCGAGGGAGCCCGCCUCUCGCGCAUCGCUGGAAGCUAUCAAUGAUCUCGAGGGUCACUAUGUUGGUCCGGCCUCGGGGGUCUCCUUCCUGGCCUGUGUGCGGAAGCGCCUCCGGUCCAGCGAGGGCUCGCAAUCCGCCUUCACCUUUGGCGAUGCACCGCUGCCGGAGUACGACAACCCCACCCCCUCUGUCAUGCUCUCGGUCGAGGAGAGCACCAUCCUGUUCCGGCGGUUCUUCGACUUCACCGUGCCGAUCGAUCGGAUAGUCCACCAACCGAUGGUCGAGGAGUGGCUCCGCGAGUUCCACGAGACAAUGGGCUCCAUGCGACAGGCCGUGGAUGCCCCCGCCCGGCGCGCCGUCCUCUGGAUGAUCUUUGCGAUGGCGCAGGAGCAUCUUAACCAAGAUCCACUUCCGAACGGUGAAGACAGAAGUAUUCGGUACUUCCUCGCCGCCGACUAUCAGCUCGCCAGGGAACGGGCGACCGUCUGCCUGGCCAGCGUGCAGGCGCGUCUCUACCAAUGCUUCUGGCUGCUGGCCCGGUCCCGAGUCAAUCACUGCUGGAGUCUAUUCGGCACGACUGCCCGCCUGGCGCUGGCGUUAGGGCUGCAUCGGAAGCGCAUCAUCAACCCCCCCGCGGAUAGUUCGGCGAGUCGCAUCAGUCUCGACUGCCGUCGUCGCACCUUCUGGACUGCCUACUGCCUGGACAUCCACCUCUGCCUGACGCUGGGCCGACCGCGCAUCUUCCACGACGAAGACAUCGACCAGGAGCUGCCCGCGGACCACAAUCUCGUCGAUGAGCCCGUCGACCUCCAAGUCACGGUGCCCAAGGGUUACUCGGUGAUGGUUGCGCCGGUCCUAUACUACAGACUUCACCGGGUCCUCGGACUAAUCCUGCGCCACCUCUAUGCAAUCCGCCCCAUCUCCUUGGCCGACCAAUGCCGCCUGGCCAGAGAGUUUUCGGAUAGGCUGUCGCAGUGGCGCCACGACUUGCCGGGAUUUCUGCAGUUGCAGAGCGGGAGCGCGGCGCCGCAGCUGCCCAUCCUGCAACGACAGCGAGACGUCCUGAACCUGACCUACUGGCACGCCGUCAUCCUCACCAACCGACCGCUGCUGCUGACGAACUUCGUGACCGGGCGGGACGGCGACGGCGGUGGCGGUGGCGUGGUGGUGAACGAUGGGAUCAGCAAGUGUUUGCAGGCGGCGCUGUGCAUCGCUGACCGUAUCUAUCACAUGUUUCAGACCAGCUCAAUGUAUCGAUCGUUCUGGGCAACCUGCUACUAUGCCUUCACGGCCGCCACGGUGCUGUUCGUCCACACGAUCCAGCAGGCGGCUGCUCCGGUCGAGGUCUAUUACCAGCACCUCAAUGCGGCGACGCGAUGCUGCGAACAGCUGACGCGGUUCGUGAAUGACAGCCCCUUGGUGGCCCAGUACGUGGCGGUGCUGGAGGAGCUCCGUCAGGAAGGGUUGCGCCUGAUCGAGCGGUACGCCAACAAUAACGCCCAGCAGAGGGUUCCCGUUGCGCCCGACCCGGUCGACAUGACCAUCGCCGACUACGCCAUGCUACUGGGGAUCUCAGUUCCGUGUCUCGAGGUCUUUGACACUGGAGAGCUCAGCAGCGGUGCUGCCGCCGAGUCGGCAAGCUGGAUAGAGUUCGAUACCCUGGUGAGCCCCCCGCUUCCGUUUCGUGCACCCGCCAUUCGCAACCCUAACAGCUGGAAACUUAAGUAUUUCCCGGGCGUCAUGCACACCAAUUCGUUCCGAGGGCCGAUGUAG
Molecule: messenger RNA, 2199 nt
Organism: Aspergillus aculeatus ATCC 16872
Lineage: Eukaryota; Fungi; Ascomycota; Eurotiomycetes; Eurotiales; Aspergillaceae
Exons: 5
Coding region: 1-2199 (732 amino acids)
Biological process (GO): positive regulation of transcription by RNA polymerase II; DNA-templated transcription
Cellular component (GO): nucleus
Molecular function (GO): zinc ion binding; sequence-specific DNA binding; DNA-binding transcription factor activity, RNA polymerase II-specific
Source: RefSeq, a predicted model, not a curated record